CAUAAUAGGUUAUAGGUUAUAGGUUAGGUUAAUGGCAGUAAUAGCGACAUGUCAUCUACGAUAGGAUGCCGAAUUCUCGCGAAACUAAGCAGGUGCAGAUUGAGUGGCUUGCCAUUGCGGAUUAUCGUCGCGAGGAGGUUUAGCAACACUGCGGAAAAAGUGGAAUCUACGAACAGCUGCGCGCCAGCUCCGCAGCCGGGGGAAAUUCAAGCCGCAUUGCUAAAAGAGUUUUCCAGUCCUCUCGUAAUAGAGAAUCUAGAGUCGCCCAGGAGAACACGGGAGACCGAAGUUCUCAUUGAUGUUCAUUAUUGCGCUUUGAACGUCUCCGAUGCGCUUCUCAGUCAGAACUUGUAUACGUUCGAACCGAAAUUGCCGAUGAUUCUCGGUCAUGAGUUUGUCGGGAAGCUGGCGGAGGUUGGCGCAGAGGCAGAGAAAAACGGCUACAAGGUUGGCGAUAAGGUCAUUGCUCUUAACAAGGAGCGAUAUGGAGGCUUGGCUGAGAAGUGCUUGGCAGAAGUUGGGGAUAUAUGGAAGGUACCUUCUAUGAAAUCAGCUAGCUCUGCGGAUCUGGCGAGUACCUUAGACAGCUAUAUUACUGCGCUAGUCGCAUUAGAAAGAAAAGUUGAGCUCAACGAGGAUGACAUGAUUCUAAUAAACGUCGGCGUAAGCGGCAUUGGCCUAGCAGCUGUCGAUCUUGCAACAAAUGUUUUCAGGGCCAAGGUCAUUGGAGUUUGCGCCACAGAAAACUGGGCCGAUCGAGCUCGAGAUAUGGGAGCAUUCGCGGCUCUCAAAUACAGCAACAAGAAGCUGUUGAACCAGAUAGAAGAUAUCGCAGCCGAACGAGACAUCAAAGCUAUCUUUGAUGACGAAGAUGGAGCGUAUUUCAAGAAAAUGUUGAGUUGCUUUACCGAUAUCUACAAAGACGCAACGUUAAAGGACUUGUUGCGCAAUGACAGUUUCGCUGUGGUGGUGCAUCACUUGUCUCGCGAAGGGCGCGUGAUCAUAGCUGGCACUGCGGCGACCGUGACGGACAAUCGUUCGGAGGUGCAGAAAGGUUCCUUCAGCAUCACUGGCUUUAAUCUUGCGGAAUACAAAAAGAAGAAGCCUGAUAUAUAUCGUCAAGCGGGAGACGAUGUCCUACAAUUUCUAGAAGAAGGGCUCAUUGCACCGUCUUAUUCGUUGAUCGCUGGUAUGCACAAAGUCAACGAUGCUUUGCAGUCCAUUUCCGAAGAUAUACUUCCAGGGAAAGUCGUCAUUGACAUGAGGAACAAGGAAGCUGAGAUAAAAAAAAUAGUCACGUGAUCAGACUCGUAUGAGGUGUGUUUGUUCUUGACGAGCAUUUUAUAAGCAUUCUUUAUGUUCUGAUCCAUCUUAAAGACGAGAAAAGCACGCUACCAGUGCACAGUGAUAUUUAUAUUUAUGAACAAGAUAUAUAUUAUACAAGUGGAAUGUAUUAAUAUAGCAUUAAGAUUGUUAAUAAAAUCUUCUUAUCUAAA
Temnothorax curvispinosus is the source of this 1496-nucleotide messenger RNA. Its product is annotated as quinone oxidoreductase-like protein 2. The record is from RefSeq and is a predicted model, not a curated record. The coding region runs from base 49 to 1302 and encodes 417 amino acids. Gene Ontology annotation, molecular function: oxidoreductase activity; zinc ion binding. The transcript has 8 exons. Gene Ontology annotation, cellular component: mitochondrion. Lineage: Eukaryota; Metazoa; Arthropoda; Insecta; Hymenoptera; Formicidae.